Molecule: messenger RNA, 962 nt
Organism: Durusdinium trenchii
Lineage: Eukaryota; Dinophyceae; Suessiales; Symbiodiniaceae
Source: the annotation of a GenBank genome assembly
CCCAGCCUUUCCUUCGGCCCUGGCUGCGCCGCACACGCCGCGCCAUGGGACUUUUCCGCCAUGGAGCUCUAUCCACCGAAGGCCCGGAAAUGGUGGACGUGGACCUCUCACCGAUCCAGGUGGUCUUCCAAAAAGGACGACCCCUGGCUUCCCUUGGUCCUGACCUUCAUUUCGUGGCUGACGUUUUCCUUGACGAUGCUCCUCUUCGCCUUUGGCGAGGAGAUCGGCCAUACAAUCUGGGCGGUUUGGCUGAGCGCCCUUCUGCUUGCCAUCUUUGUCCUUUCGAUGGCAUGGGCUCGGCGAAUGCCGGGCCAGAUGCUCCUAGGCUAUUUCCUGCUGGCUGCCUUGCUGCUGGCGGUGCCCUUCGGCGAGUCCGUGGCGGAGAGCUUUAUGGAUGAAUUCUUCAGACUGAGGGGUGGGGCCGCCUAUCGCCUCAAAGCUUCCACUGCAGGCGCUUCAGUGCUGGACGCCACGGUGCUACACUUUGAGAAGGGCGACUUCGUGAAUGCGAGUAAGAGCAUUGGCUUCAAGAAGGCGGGGCAUCUCUAUUGUGUGGCGCCACUCUUGAGUCGCCGAAACCAAGAAAAUGUGAGCUUCUGGCUCAGCGGCAUGGACUGCUGCGACCAUCGAGGCGGCUUCUACUGCCACAGUGCGCAGGAGCCCAACGCUCGCUCGGGCAUCGUGCUGGCCGACCGCGAUGGCACCUUUGUGAAAGCUGCUCGCAUGGCGCAGUCGGUGCACCAGCUGCCGGUCUUGAAGAAGUACGAGAUCCUGGUGCUUGGCUGGGUCCCGCAGCCGGAGCUCUAUUUGCAACACCUGUGGGCGAGUGCGGUGACCUACAUCAGCAUUGCCAGCGGUAGCUGGCUGCUGUUGAGCUGUUGUCUCGCACCUUGCGCCUCACGCUCCAGGAGGUAUGGUCGACCGUUCUGAGCACGGAUUCCUUGAGCCUUGCCUUGCGGGAG